AUGGACCAAGAAACUAUAGAUUUUACAAUUCGAGAUCCAUUAUCCUAUAUUGUUUUAGAGGUUGAAAGACAAUUUUUAUAUGUUCACAAGGAGAUUUUAGCCAUAUGGUCUCCUGUUUUCAAGUCAAUGUUUAUGGGACAUUUCAAAGAAAAAAAUGACGACGUGGUCAAAUCAAAGAGCUUUUCAGAACUUCAAAAAGAUCCACAUUUCAAAUAUCUGGAACAAGAAAAUUUGAUUAACAUUUUGCAACUUCGCGUUUUAAAUCUUGAAGGUUUAGUUGAGCAAGAUAGAAAAGCUUACAGUGAACGAGAUAGUAAAAUGUUUGGAGUGAUUAACGAAUUAGCAUCAGGCUAUGGACAUUUUUGCACUGAAUGUAAAUCUAGAAAGGGUGUCACACUUGUUUGCAGCUGCAGAUCUAGACAUUGA
Molecule: messenger RNA, 426 nt
Organism: Helobdella robusta
Lineage: Eukaryota; Metazoa; Annelida; Clitellata; Rhynchobdellida; Glossiphoniidae
Exons: 3
Coding region: 1-426 (141 amino acids)
Molecular function (GO): protein binding
Source: RefSeq, a predicted model, not a curated record